Messenger RNA from Drosophila grimshawi, 3057 nucleotides. It is a transcript of the gene Vrp1, whose product is annotated as WAS/WASL-interacting protein family member 1. Gene Ontology annotation, molecular function: actin binding. Bases 363 to 2837 code for a protein of 824 amino acids. Lineage: Eukaryota; Metazoa; Arthropoda; Insecta; Diptera; Drosophilidae. The record is from RefSeq and is a predicted model, not a curated record. The transcript has 10 exons.
AAAUGCAAAGAAGCAACAACACCAACAAAAGUGCUAUGUGCAGAAAUUGGCUUUAAAUCCAAAUAUGCAUAAAAAGCGUAAAACGCAUUUAACAUAAGGCCAACGAAUGCAAUGUGUGCGCUUAUUAAAUGUUAAUGCAGCGGGGCAGAGAAAGCACAAAUAUCAUUGCUCGUGUGUGUGUGUGGUGUGCGCUCUUUUAUAUUUCAGACCGAAAGUGAAACAAAAUCAAAAUCGCCAAGUGCAAGUGAAGGCUUUCGCCUCGCGCUAUCAACAACAACAAAAACGACUCCAUCGAGAAUUGAGUCGCUGCUGUAUCAAUAAUAACAACAACAACAACGAAUCAGCUGUCAAACCACUUCAAGAUGGCCAUACCGCCACCACCGGGACCACCGCCACCGCCCGGCCCGCCGCCACCACCGGCUAUGGGCGGCUUGAAACUAGGAGGAGGCGGAGGCGGAGGCGGAGGCGGAGGAGGUGAUCCUCGUUCCGCAUUGCUCAACUCCAUACAGAAGGGCACCAAGCUGCGCAAAACGACCACCGUGGAUAAAAGCGGCCCAGCGAUAUCGGGUCGGAUUUGUGAUGAUAGCUCUUCAGGCCCAAAACGUACGCUUAACAACAACAACAAUAACAACACCAGCAGCAGCAGCAACAACAACAGCAAUAGUAACAGUGGUGGCAGCAUUGGCAAUGGGGCACCCAAGUUGGGCGGCCUUUUUCAAGGCUUGUCACAAAUGCCAAAGCUGAAGCCAGUCAAUGGUGUUCGUGCAGCAGCACCUCCAACGGCAGCAGCAGCAGUGGCAACAACAACAGCGACGCCCGAAACGAACUCGCUGCGCAGCAACAGCCCCCCCACCGGCGCCACAUCCAGCAAUGGACCCAUGGACUUUAACACCGAGCUCACCAAGCAUUUAACAUUGAAGCGUCAAAAGCAACAACAGCAGCAACAAGCAACAAACAACACACAACAUAUCAAUGCAACCGAAGCAAAUUUGAGAACAAAUCGCGGACCACCACCGCAGCCGCCAAAGAACUCUGGCGAUUCCGUAUUGGAUCGCAUGAAUAUACCUCGCACAAUGGCAACGCCGCCCACAUCGACGCCAACGCCGACGAUGGUGAAUGGCAAUGCCAAGCCAAAAGCCUCAUCGCCCACGCUCUCGGAGAGCAGCAGCAGCGGGAGCGUGAAAGCCAAGGCGGCAAAUCUUAGUAUCUCGUUAGGCAAUAGUUUUGUAAAUAGUUCAAUUACAAAAACGACAACAACAAGCGCAACAACAACAACAUCAUCAACAACAGCAGCGAAAAAUUCAACGGGAAAUGUUCGCAAUUUGACGCCAAACAAAUCAACACUUUUUGGUGGUGCUGCUGGUGGUGGUGGUGGUUCUAAUAGUCCAGCAAUUGGUGGUGGUAAUGUCUCGCCCACACCCCCACCCCCUGCACAUCAUCAACAACAACAGCAGCAGCAGCAGCAACAGCCACAGAAGCCGCCAAUUGUUGGCCAUGGCAAGCCGAAUUUUGCACCAAAACCGCCGGGCUUGCAACACUUGGCAUUGGCCAAUGGUCAACAGCGUCCAGCGGUGUCGCGACACCACAGCAUGAAGUCACCCAGAUCUCCACCAGCUGCUGGCGGCAUUAAUGGACCCGUUUUCUCAGCGCAACAACAUUUUGGCACAAUGCGAGCGCCGCUUCAACAGCAGCUGCUGCUUCAGUCGGCCAGCAGUGGCGAGUGCUUCAGUGGCAGCACCAACAGCAUCACGGGCAGCAUUCGCACAGCACCCAACCCGCCAAAGACUCGUCCGUCGGUGAAGCCACCGCCGCCCCCGACGCCAUCGCGCAGCAUCUCAAACAGCAAUUUGAGCAGCAUUGCGGCGCCGUUCAGUGCCGUUAAUACGGCUCUGGUGCAGAGUGCUGCGAUAACGACGUCAGCGCCAUCGCCGCCGCUGCAGCCGCCAUCCAGUUCGAGCAGCAGCAGCAGCGUCGGCGCUCUGCGCGAUCAAUUCCGUUUAGGCGGCAGCUCAACGCCGCCAACGCCACCGAAUGGUGGCAGCAUCAAUGCCAGCCCAAAGAUGCGUGAGAAGGUGCAGCCCAUCAUACUAAAUGGAGGACCCAUUAUCAAUCCGCCAGCGUUGCCACCGCAUCGCUCCUGCCCGCCGCCACCGCCCCCGCAGCGACAGUCGAGCAAUACUGGCUCCCAGCAGCAGCUGCAGCAGCAGCAGGCGCCUGUGCCGCCGCAACGUUACUCCUCGAUACGGGCGAAUGCUCCACUGACGCCACCCACGCACAUGGCCAAUGCGACGCACAAUUUUGGCAGCAACGCUGGCCUGGCAACGCCAACAGCCACGGGACUUGGGGCAGCAGCGGGAGCGGGUUCGGGUGCGACGGGCGCAUCUGUUGGUCGCCUUGUCAUCGAUUUGGAGGCAAAGUUUGGCAAGCGAUUUCAUAAUGUCACCGAGUUUCCCAAGCCGCCUCCAUUUCUAAAUAUACAAAAAAUCUAUCCUAGUCGCACGCUUAAGGCAACCAAUGGUAUCGGCGGCAGCAGCAGCAGCAGCAACAACAACAACAGCACAGCUGCAUUCAACAACAAUGUUAAAGCGCCAACAGCUGCGACAACGCCACUGAAACCCGCUUAUGCACCAUUCAAAAAACAUCGCGCACCCGCACCGCCCCCGCAGGCAGGCGUCGCCGCCGCCACAGUGUCUGUGAUAAGGCAAUCCAGUUUUCUCUAUGGCGGCAAUAGCAGCAGCGCAGCAGGCGCCAACGCUGGCGUCGGCGCAUCUGCUGUUAAUGUGCGUCCCAAAUCACAGCCGGCGUCAAGUGUGCCGCGCAAUUCGACAGUGUACUGAAAUGGGCGACUGUAAAUGAGAAAUCGAUGUUAAUUGUAAUGUAAAUGAUAUCGAUGUUUUUUGCUUUGUAUAUAUAUGUGUGCGUGUGCGUGUGUGUCUCUUUAAUGUGUUGUGUUGAGAGUAAAUCUGUGAGGAUGUGUGCGAAAUUCAAACUGUUAAAUUUGUCUAUGCAAAGUGUAUAAAUUAUAAUCAGAACAAUAAUAAUAUAACCUAAAAAUGA